Messenger RNA from Eimeria maxima, 3471 nucleotides. RefSeq lists its product as hypothetical. The transcript has a single exon. Bases 1 to 3471 code for a protein of 1156 amino acids. The record is from RefSeq and is a predicted model, not a curated record. NCBI's taxonomy places the organism in Eukaryota, Apicomplexa, Conoidasida, Eucoccidiorida, Eimeriidae.
AUGUGCAAACAAAAGCUCAUUAAACGACCGCCCGCUCCUGCUGUGGAGAAGUUGAUGGGAAAGAGGGCAAGAGCUCCGCUCUGUUUGUCCCUGUUGGUCCUCCUCGUCCUCGUUUGCCGCUGCAGUAGUUCAGCAGCUCCUCAACAUCUGAAUCCGUUGAACGAAAGCGUGGGAGUAGAUGGAGCAUUUGAUGCUUCAAGUUCGGCAGCAGGUGCUGCUGCUGUAGGAGAUGCGGGAGAUGGUGAGGGGGGGUUGGAGCAGGUGUUGAACCCAGGCCUACGUCCUGUGAAUGUGAAAUGGAUUCGUAAUGCAAUGAAGAAGUUUGGGUGGUAUGCACUUGGGUCUGCUGCUACCGUAUUGCUGCUUGCACUUCUUGUUGCAGCAGGGAUUUUUGCUGCUGCUACACCCAAAGUGCAGAGUGACCCCACAGUGCCUGCAGAGGAGGAGGAGGAAGAGAAAGAGAAAGAGGAGGUGAAGGAGGAGAAGAAAGGCGAGGAGACCCCAAGGAGCAGAGAGCUGAAAUACGAAGGGGAAGCAGAAAGAUCCGAAAUUGACCAGGCUUCACAGGCGGGAGCAGCAGAGAAACCGGCACAAGAACCUUCACGAGAAGAACAGCAACAGCAGGAAGAUGCGGAAGGACACGAUGAAGGCGAAACCGAGAAGGAAGAGGAGGAGGAUGAAAGUGGUGGGGAAGAGAAAGACGAAAAGGAGAAGGAAAUAUCGGGGGAAGGAAUAGAGCAAGAGGAGGAAGCAACGGAGGAAGAAGAGAAAGAAGGAACAAAAGAAACGGAGGAAGAGGGAGGCGACGAGAAAGAUCAAGAGGGAGGAGGAGAAGAGACGUUUGACGGGGAGAGUGGUGCUGGUCACGAAGCCGAAGGGGAAGCCGAGAUGUCCACAGCUGACGAUGCGUCACAGGCGGGAGCAGGAGAGAAACCGGCACAAGAAUCUUCACAAGAAGCACAGCAACAGCAGGAAGAUGCAGACGGACACGAUGAAGGCGAAGCCGAGAGGGAAGAAGAGGAGGAUGAUAGUGGAGGGGAAGGGAAAGACGAAAAGAAGGAAAUAUCGGGGGAAGGAAUAGAGCAAGAGGAAGAAGCAACGGAGGAAGAGGGGAAAGAAGGAACAGGAGAAACGGAGGAAGAGGGAGGAGACGAGAAAGAUCAAGAGGGAGGAGGAGAAGAGACGUUUGACGGGGAGAGUGGUGCUGCUCACGAAGGCGAAGGGGAAGCCGAGAUGUCCACAGCUGACGAUGCGUCACAGGCGGGAGGAGAGGAGGAACUGCAACAUGAACCUCCACGAGAAGAACAACAACAACGGGAAGUUGAAAAACGAGACGAUGAAGCAAAAACCAAGAAGGAAAAGGAGGAGGAUGAAAGUGGAAGGAAAGAGGAAGGAAGGGAAAGCGGAAGAGAGGGAGGUGUAAAGGAGGAAGAGGGAAAAGGAGGAGAAAGCGAAAAGAAGAAAGAAACAGGGGAAAUGGAAAAAGAGGGAGGGUACGGGAAAAAUGAAGAUUUGGAGGGGGAAACGUAUGACGGGGAGAAUGUUGCUACUCAGUUGGCGCUGCUGCAGCAGCUGGAAGACUGCGUUUCUCCUGCAGAUUCUCUAGCUGCCUCUCUCAGGGUGCCGAUGUCUACUGCACUGCUGGGGCAGCUGAAGGACUGCAUAAAAACUGCAAUAGAGAAUCGGUCGGCUGCAGAGCUCGGGGAUUCUGAAGCGGGGGCUGCGCUUGUUGCAGCGAACUACGAAGCAGCAGUGGCGAUAGUGGACCUUCAGACGGUGGCAAGGGAGGUUUUAGCCAGAGGUGCACGCACAGUUGUUGCAUGCCCCGACGCCAUAGAUACAGCCAAUGUAUCAAAGUUCCUCAAAUAUACUGGCGUAUCGCAUUCAUUGGAGCUAGCCUGGUAUCAAGCUGCGCAGGUAUGCGAGAUGAGCAUUCGUUCCAUGCGGAAAGAUGGACAAAGAACUCUGGAAAAGAUGCAGAUACUAUUUCCGCAGCCAGACGGAAUGUUGGUGUUGUCGCCCGAGCGUCUUUCUGCUGCGCGGGCUGCAGUGGAAGCCACCUAUUGCUACCUGAAGGGGGAAGAAGCGGCAAGAGAAGCAGAAACACAGCUGCAGCACACUGUUUCACAGCUGUUAAAGAGCAAAUAUUUGGUGGAUCUAGAACCUGUAGCAGCAAAACUAGCAUGUCAAGGUCGAACUGCAUUCUCACUUCUCCAGGUUGUAUCAACGAUAAAAGGGGAACGAAAAAUGUCACCUGAAGACAUACAGCUUCUGGGGAAGUGGGAGCAGUGCUAUAACAAUGCGCAAGGGGCGAUAAGCUCGGUGCAGCAGCACCUGCAGGUGUUGAGGGAUGAGACAAGCAUGGUAAUGAUGAAAAAGACAGCGGACGAAGCGAGAACUGCAUCUGCGCAUGCAGAAACUCUUCUUGCGGAACUUCUCACAGAACUGCCCAGCCACAUGCGCCCUAGUAUCUUCCAAUUGGUGAAGUUAUUGCUACGCCCGGAUAUAUUGUCUGCAAUAUCAAAGAGUACGGACGUCACAACGACGCUCAUGCCUAUUGUUGACGCAGCAGCAGCAACCGAGCAGCAAUUGCUGAAGGUUGGUCGCCAGAUAGAGUUGCAGCUUUCCGAGCUGACAAGUCUCCCGUGGGCGCCUAAAUUGUUGGUGGAAAACGCUGAAAAGCAGCUCAAGUCUGUUCUAGUGAGUGGGAAGGAGGACAAGCAGACCUUCGAUGGGCGUGUAGCCGAUAUCAUCAACAGCGGGCCUAGCCGUGCAUUAUUUGAUGGACUGAAUGAGGGCACAUCCGCACUUAAGAAACACUGCGAGGCUGUGUGCCAGCUGAAUGCGGAAGUGGAAGUGCUACUGGCGCUGAGCCGAUUGGUAGAAACUGCUCAAAGCACGGAAGCAAGUGCGUUAGAGAUGAUGGCAGGUGGGAUGAUCCUGCAACCUGCGGAGCACCAGCAGGUAAGCGAACUCAGGAAACGGCUGGAGCAUGCAGUAGCAACAGCAAGACGAGCAAAUAACCUCCCUGCUGUUGUGCAGGCAGUCGGUGAGUAUGUUACUGCUAGCCAGAGGCUUCUUCAACUGGUUCGGGUGUCGAAGUUAGAAGGUCUGCUCAAGAACGACACAGCAACCGCAGCAGAGCUCCAAGCAACUAAGGCAGUUCAGGAGGAACUCAAACCCGGCGCCGCUGGAGUGGCUCAAGACGGAGAGGUCGAAGAAGAAAAGGCACCACUUGAAGCAGCAUUAACAAAAGCAAGCUACCAAGGAGAAGGCUUUGGAAGACAGACAACAGCAAAACCAGGGGGAGAAGCAACCCAAGGAGAGGAGAAUGAGGAAGGUAAGGAGAACGAUGAUCAAGACAGCUACGAAACAGCGUCGGAGAGUGAAGGGCACGAAGAAAGCGAAGAUGGAGACGAAUACCAGGAUGCUCUAGAGUGGUCAGAAAGUUCAUACAAACCACAGAUAUAA